AGAAGGCUUCAAGCGACGGCCAGAUAAGAAGCAACCUCCUCCGUCCGUCCAUUGCCUCCCCCAGCCGCGCAUCAUCCAUCCAUCCGUCCCAGUGCGCCAUGGCGCUCAUGCUCAGCCCGGCCGCGACCUUCCUCCCUGUCGCCACCGGCAAGCCCACCGCCACCGCCGGCGCCAUGCGAAACCUCCUCUUCACCACCACCAGCGGCACCGCCAGCGGCCACCGGAGCAGCAGGAAGGUGGUGGCGAUGGCGGACAUCCUGGGGGACUUCGGCGCGCGGGACCCGUUCCCGGAGGAGAUCGCGAGCAACUUCGGGGAGAAGACGCUGGGCAACGUGGACACGCUGCACCGCAUCCUCAUCCCCACGCUCUCCGUGCUCUCCCUCUCCCGCGUCCCGCUCGACGCCCACCCGGCGCCGCUCUCCGAGGAGGACGCCCGCAGGCUGCUCUUCAAGGUCGUCGGCUGGCGCCUCCUCUUCCCCGGCAAGGGCGACUCCGACGUGCUCAAGCUCGAGUGCGUCUGGAAGGUCCGCGACCAGGCCUGCGGCGACGAGCUCGUCGCCAGGAUCGGCAAGGCCCUCGACGGCGCCGGCCACGCCCCGGCCGUGCUGCACUUCGAGCCGCCCAACCAAGUCAGGGCACAGCUCUACACGCCCUCCGUAGGCGGGCUGAGCGCCAACGACUUCAUCAUCGCGGCGAGGAUCGACCAGAUCAAGACCAAAGAUCUCCUCCCAAAGAAGAGGGUCUGGGCAUGCUAAUCCAUGGCGUCUUGUUCCUAUUUCUUUGCAUUGCACACAUACACAGUUUUGUUUCAUGGAAAGUUUGUAGCUCUACUGCUAGUGUUUGAUGAUGAUGAUGGCAAUCGCCAUUUUGUCCAAUCAAAUCAAAUGAUUUCUCAA
This is a messenger RNA of Triticum dicoccoides, 896 nucleotides long. Its product is annotated as probable pterin-4-alpha-carbinolamine dehydratase, chloroplastic. Gene Ontology annotation, biological process: tetrahydrobiopterin biosynthetic process. The record is from RefSeq and is a predicted model, not a curated record. The coding region runs from base 99 to 755 and encodes 218 amino acids. NCBI's taxonomy places the organism in Eukaryota, Viridiplantae, Streptophyta, Magnoliopsida, Poales, Poaceae. Gene Ontology annotation, molecular function: 4-alpha-hydroxytetrahydrobiopterin dehydratase activity. The transcript is spliced from 2 exons. Gene Ontology annotation, cellular component: plastid.